AUGAAGUGUUUAUUUCUAUUAGCUAUUCCAAUAGCAAUCUAUUCGAUUUCAUGUUCCUUGUAUUAUACCUGGUUACCAACAAACUUUCAAUUUGACAAAAAUGUUUUACAACAAUUAGUUCAAGAAUCUAUCAAAGAACAUCCAAAUAACAUCACUGAAUUGAUGAUUGAUUUAGGUUCAAAGAUUAACCGCGAGUACCCAGGACUUGUCAAUGAAUUAAAUUUCAAUGAUUGGGUUUACAAUAAUGCUGGUGGAGCUAUGGGGACCAUGUUUAUCCUCCACGCUUCAAUCACUGAAUAUUUGAUCUUCUUCGGUACAGCGAUUGGAACUGAAGGUCAUACAGGAGUUCAUUUUUCUGAAGAUUACUUUAUGAUUUUACAAGGCGAAGAGAGAGCUGCAUUACCAGGAAGUUUGGAACCAGAAGUAUAUAAACCUGGUGACUGUCAUCAUUUAGUUAGAGGUCAAGUUAAGCAAUAUGCAAUGCCGGGUGAAUCCUGGGCUUUGGAGUAUGCCCAAGGAUGGAUUCCAUCAAUGUUGUUCUUUGGAUUUUUGGAUACAUUCACUUCAACUUUGGAUUUCCAUACACUUUAUUUGACUUGCUAUUUCACUGGUAGAGAUAUGGUGAAGAAUUUGUUUAGAGGAAAGUUUUAG
Messenger RNA from Lodderomyces orthopsilosis Co 90-125, 651 nucleotides. RefSeq names its product ERG2 family protein. Gene Ontology annotation, biological process: ergosterol biosynthetic process. The record is from RefSeq and is a predicted model, not a curated record. NCBI's taxonomy places the organism in Eukaryota, Fungi, Ascomycota, Pichiomycetes, Serinales, Debaryomycetaceae. Gene Ontology annotation, cellular component: endoplasmic reticulum. The transcript has a single exon. The coding region runs from base 1 to 651 and encodes 216 amino acids.